Trifolium pratense (red clover) is the source of this 450-nucleotide messenger RNA. RefSeq names its product blue copper protein 1a-like. The record is from RefSeq and is a predicted model, not a curated record. Bases 1 to 450 code for a protein of 149 amino acids. Gene Ontology annotation, cellular component: plasma membrane. Lineage: Eukaryota; Viridiplantae; Streptophyta; Magnoliopsida; Fabales; Fabaceae. Gene Ontology annotation, molecular function: electron transfer activity. The transcript has 2 exons.
AUGGCUUCUUCACGUCUAAUCCUCCUUGCCAUUUCCAUGGUUUUGCUUUCCUCAAUAGCAAUGGCAACGGAUUAUGUUGUGGGUGAUGAAAAGGGUUGGACUGUUGAUUUCAACUACACUCAAUGGGCGCAAGACAAAGUUUUUCGCGUUGGUGACAACCUUGUGUUCAAUUAUGACAGUUCCAAGCACAAUGUUUUUAAAGUGAAUGGUACCCUCUUCAAAAGUUGCACUUUUCCGCCACAAAAUGAAGCACUGACCACCGGAAAAGACGUUAUUGCACUAAAAACCGAUGGAAACAAGUGGUACGUUUGUGGAAAGGCUAACCAUUGCGCUGCUCGUCAAAUGAAGCUUGUCAUUAAUGUCGCUCCUUCUUCUUCUGCGCACUCAAUUGUAUCAUCUAUCUUUGGAGUUGUCAUGAUAGCCACAUUUGUCAUUGCAACCAUUUUCUAG